Acomys russatus (golden spiny mouse) is the source of this 1689-nucleotide messenger RNA. RefSeq names its product ankyrin repeat and SOCS box containing 5 (gene Asb5). The record is from RefSeq and is a predicted model, not a curated record. The coding region runs from base 233 to 1192 and encodes 319 amino acids. Gene Ontology annotation, molecular function: protein binding. Lineage: Eukaryota; Metazoa; Chordata; Mammalia; Rodentia; Muridae. The transcript has 7 exons. Gene Ontology annotation, biological process: positive regulation of protein catabolic process; protein ubiquitination; intracellular signal transduction.
AACAUUGCUUGCUGUGGUGAUACACCUCUUUAAAAAUAGAAAACACCACAGCAUUUCUGGCCCUUCCCCCACACUGCAUCCACCAAGCCUUUCCAAGUAUUUCUCAAUGGAGUUCAAUGUCGAAGCCUUUCUCCAGGCAGCACACAAGGCACAUUUGUGAAAGUCUAAAGGGAAGGAAAAGUAGGUAGAAAGCCAGACGCUAAUAUUUCUUCUGGGUAGAGCACUUGUACUUAUGACACCUGCUUGUAACAGACAAAAAAACACCAACCCAAGAAUGUCUGCAGACAUUGCUGUUGAAGGGCACGGCAUUAAGCAAAUCCUUCUGAAAAGAAAGCUAGCAAAUGUAGAGGAAUGUUCUUCUAAGCGAACAGCUAGCUGGGGUAUUCUGACCAGUCAAGGAUCCUGGGCAGAUCGGUCACCACUACAUGAAGCUGCAAGUCAAGGUCGCCUUCUUGCUCUGAGGACAUUAUUAUCACAAGGUUAUAAUGUAAAUGCAGUAACUAUAGACCAUGUCACCCCACUCCAUGAGGCCUGCCUAGGUGAUCACGUGGCAUGUGCACGGACCCUUCUGGAAGCUGGAGCUAAUGUAAAUGCAAUCACAAUAGAUGGUGUGACUCCCUUGUUCAAUGCAUGCUCACAAGGCAGCGCAAGCUGUGCAGAGCUCCUUUUGGAAUAUGGUGCCAAAGCCCAACUGGAGUCCUCUUUUCCAUCUCCAACACAUGAGGCUGCCAGUAAAGGUCACCAUGAAUGUCUUGACAUUUUGAUCGCCUGGGGCAUAGAUGUUGACCAAGACAUUCCUCACUUGGGGACUCCUCUUUACGUAGCUUGUACAUCACAGCAGUUUCAUUGCAUCUGGAAACUUCUUUAUGCUGGUGCUGAUGUCCACAAAGGCAAGUACUGGGACACCCCACUCCAUGCUGCUGCUCAACAGCCAAGCACUGAAAUUGUGACCUUAUUGCUAGAAUUUGGAGCAGACAUCAAUGCCAAGAACAUGGAACUUUUGCGGCCUGUCGAUGUGGCUACAUCUAACAGUGCUGUGGAAAGAAUACUUCUUCAACACGAAGCUACCCCAAGCUCUCUUUGCCAGCUCUGCCGACUCUCUAUUCGCAACUACAUAGGAAGACAGAGGUUGCAUCUUAUUUCCCAGCUCCAGUUACCAACAUUGCUGCAGAAUUUCUUACAGUACCGAUAACACAGUAAAUAGUUUUACAUUCUCAGAAAAAUCAAAUUUUUCUAUUUUAUUUUCUUCCUCAAAUAUAGUAUGAUAAGGGUAAAAAUGAGUAUAAUUUCACCCAGGAAAGCAGUAAAGUCUCAAUGGAUUUUCAUCUGAAGAACACUUAUUAGUAUUGUUUAUGAAUUUCUAUUGUGUUUGGAUGACAUUUAAAAUAUAUGUAUCAUCUUAGCAUUCUCAGUGUACCUCCUUGAUUUAGAGGAAAAUGAGAAUUUUACUAGUUUUUUUUAUUAUAGAGCGAAAAAGAAAAUUGUGCACUUUUACUAAAAUUUUAAUUUAAUUGUAAAUUUCAUCUUGUGUUACGUUUUGGUGGGUCCCUAUUCUUCAUAUAAUGGGUUAACUACAAUUUCAACAAAUGUCAUUGGUUAUCUCUGUGUUUUUAAUAUUGAAAAAAAUAUUAGAGCAAGUAAUAUGCUUUUUGAAAUAAAGAUGAAUUAUACAGUUGCUUUUGUGGUGAU